Molecule: messenger RNA, 279 nt
Organism: Apiotrichum porosum
Lineage: Eukaryota; Fungi; Basidiomycota; Tremellomycetes; Trichosporonales; Trichosporonaceae
Exons: 2
Coding region: 1-279 (92 amino acids)
Source: RefSeq, a predicted model, not a curated record
AUGCCUGGUAUCCUCAAGUACAUACAGCUUCCAGUGCGGCGCUCGGGUCUUUUGGGGGACAGCCUCUCACUGCCCGAGUACGAUAGCAUCUCGGUGUACGUCUACAAGUCGGAGAAGCACUACACUGCGGCAGCUGCUUCCAGUGCUGGAGCAGCGUUGUUCGCGGACACUGAGACCUUCAUGGACCCCAAUGUGAUGGCAGUGAUGCCCGUCGCUUAUCAGAAGGAGUUUUUCCAAGGCCUGGGUGUGCAGUUUGAAUGGGCUGUCGAUGGGUUAUAG